Puccinia triticina is the source of this 1209-nucleotide messenger RNA. RefSeq lists its product as uncharacterized. Lineage: Eukaryota; Fungi; Basidiomycota; Pucciniomycetes; Pucciniales; Pucciniaceae. The transcript is spliced from 7 exons. The record is from RefSeq and is a predicted model, not a curated record. Bases 1 to 1209 code for a protein of 402 amino acids.
AUGGAAGUCAUCCGCGGUCAGACUACUUGCUCCAACAGGCUUCCGUCUACACAUCCGUCCCAACGUCACCCAAUAUCCGCAAUCAUCGCACUUUUCCUCGACACUCCUUUAGCACCGCAGAUGCGAUUCCCCAAGUUUCUCGCCUUAUGUCUCGCCACUUUCAUCUGCCGACUGACAGACCGCGCCCAAGCUAUGUAUGCUGCUAGCAAGACAGGCCGCGCUGUCGGUGCGACGAGCAGCUCCUCGGGGUUAGAAAGGGCUUCCUCCACAGUCGCUGCAGCGGAUCAAUGGAUACCCCCAGCAGUAAACCCCCAGGUCGAGCAAUGGGUCCAAACCUACCAAAAAAAUUGUGCCGCUUUUGAAGACCAAAUAUCUCCAGUAAAUCAACCACCAGCAUUGCAAACUCCAAUUGGUGAAGAUGUGGAGACACUCUCUGGGCACUAUUGCAAAGUCACAAUGCAGUCGGCAAAAUUGAAUGAAUUGGCCGAACACGACUCACGCAUGGUAUUCAUCCGUAAUAUUUUGGAGCGUGAUGACCGUCCGGUUGAAUAUCAAACUCGCAUAAUACAAUUUGAGUUUAAAAAAAUUAUGGAACGGCAAGAUGACACAGAUGCACCAAUCAAGGAAUGGCUUACAAUUCUUGCCUAUGCUCUGCGCAAACAUAAAGAGCAACUUUUUAAACGUGCAUUUGCCACAGUAAACUUGGCUGCGCCUGCUUUGUAUGGACUCUAUAUCCUUCGGUUGAGGUAUUCGAAACUUUAUAGGCAGGAUCUUCUCAACCACAUUGUUGGAAUGACCAAAUAUGUCGAAAGUAUUAGCAUGCGCGCACGUAUUCAUCAGAAAUGUCUUUUAAGAUGGGAACAAGAAUUAUAUAUACCAAGAACUGGAUUUGGACCAGAUAUAGUCAAUGAAUCCACGUUUGCGCAAAUUAUCAAGAAUGAUGACGACCUUCGCGUAGCCAUGUCCUCAUCCAUGCCCAAAAAUUGGGGAAGCCUCUGGGGCCUCUGUCUAAAGUUUGACUCUUCAUCGGCUUAUAAGCGAGUGGCGACCCUGGCUAUCUUCUAUCAUAAGUUGAAACAGUAUUGGCGGGACGUACAAUUCUCGGGUGGUCUGUUUGAAGACUUUGUUGGCUCCGUUGUUUUUCUGGAACACGAGUUAGGUCUCAUAAAAUUCAUUCGCCAAACUUUCAACCUUCCUGAAUUGAAAUAA